Messenger RNA from Purpureocillium lilacinum, 951 nucleotides. RefSeq lists its product as uncharacterized. Gene Ontology annotation, molecular function: uroporphyrinogen-III synthase activity. The record is from RefSeq and is a predicted model, not a curated record. NCBI's taxonomy places the organism in Eukaryota, Fungi, Ascomycota, Sordariomycetes, Hypocreales, Ophiocordycipitaceae. Gene Ontology annotation, biological process: uroporphyrinogen III biosynthetic process. Gene Ontology annotation, cellular component: cytosol.
AUGACGUCCCCCGACGCGGGCAGUCGCCGGACGAUUCCUGUACUGCUCCUCAAGACCAAGUCAACCCCCGGAGACUCCUACCAGGAGCUCUUGUCAACCGCGCACCGCGGGCCAGCCCACGACCUCGCCUUCUCUCCACGCUUCGUGCCCGUGCUGCUGCACCGCUUCGCCGACAAGGGCACCGGCAGGCUCCGUGACCUGCUCAAGAGGGGGCGCAUAGGGCAUUCUCCUGGAUGCGACUAUGGCGGACUCAUCUUCACAUCGCAGCGGGCUGUCGAGGCCUUUGCGCAGGUGGUGCAGGAUGGGAGAGAUGGAGAUUCUAGCUGGCCGCAUCUGCAAGACGUUCCCAUAUAUAGCGUCGGCCCCGCCACGACCCGCGCCUUGAAAGCCGUCGCCCAAGUGCCUGGCCUGCAGAUAUUCGGCGAGCACACGGGUAACGGCGAGGCCCUCGCCCAUUUCAUGCUGCAACAUUACGGUGAAUGGUAUCGCGACCGCCCCACGCGCCCCCCUCUGCUGUUCCUCGUCGGCGAGCAGCGCCGCGACAUCAUCGCUCGAACCCUCAUGAACCCAUCCCUCGACGCCGCCGAUAGGAUACAGGUCGAUGAAGAAGUUGUAUAUGGGACCGGCGUCAUGGAAUCCUUCCCGGAAGACUUUGCUACAGUGCUGAGCGCCACCCAUGACUCGCCGUCGAGAUGGGUCGUUGUCUUCUCCCCAACGGGAUGCGACAGUAUGCUCCGAGGCCUCGGCAUGCUUGACGAGACAACCGGCAAAGCCAGCAAGGUCCGAGAAGACCGAGGCACCUACAUUGCGACCAUUGGGCCAACAACAAGGACGCAUCUGGUCGAGUCCUUUGGCUUUGAGCCACAUGUCUGCGCCGAGACCCCGUCUCCGGAAGGCGUGCUGCAGGGAAUAGUGGAGUUCGAAUCGAGAAGGCAGCAGUCUGCCGGUUGA